GCUUCAUGGGAAAUGUGGAAAGCGAUCUUAAACCCCGACACGAGGCCAGUUGCUUGGUCAAAAGCCAAGAGAUAUCAGUAGGUAUCAUCUUGGUCGAACCAUCCACUUAGCUCUUGUCCAUCAGGAGCCUGAUGUCCGAAUCUUGGAUAAAGCGGAACUUACACGCAUCUUUGAUCCUAAGAUGCACACCCUAGCCGAAGCGCUUUGGCGUCAUUAUUCAAAACGGGAUUCCGUCGAUCGAAUGGAGCGUGGAAAGCUUAUCCAAGAACUAUGUAACCAUGAAGAUAAAAUGCUUUUCUUCGUUAAAGUCGCUGCUUGGCCUCAUCAGCAAAUCGAGGAGAAAAGUCUUCGUCUUCUCCUAUCGUGGCUAUCAUAUGGGGAGACCCUAACGCCCCCUCUAGAGGCGGCGUUGUUGAGAAUAUGCCUCCCUCUUACGCAACCUUUAGAUGCAUCUGUUAGUGCUGUUGCCGCCCGUAUCUCACCGCUUCUUUCUGAUGUCGCAGAUGAUCUUGCGAAGAUCAUUGUAUGCACUCUAAAAUCGAGUGAACCAGUGUCUCUCGAAUUUCACGUUUCAUCGGGAUUUACUCCUAUCAUGACCCCCGAAGUACUCUGGCUCCUCUCUAUCACUUUGACUUCUCCGUUUAAACGGCCGUGUGUUUCCCGUCUGCGUUACAGUUCUCCUCUGGAGAUAGAACAAUUGGCCCACAUACAUCUACUUUACGAUAGUAGUUCUCACGGUUUCAGUGUCACGAGGAUCAAGGAAUUGGCUUUCGAUUACGACGGUCCACUUAUACUGUUUCUGAGAGCCGAAAAAUACCUUUUCUGUCUGGCUAGUGACCAAGGUCUAAAGGACUCCUUGAGAACGUUUGGCGCGGAGAAUUCGCUGCUGCUGCAAAUCCAGCCGGAUUUCAUAAAACUGGUCUCUGGUCGUUCACCCAAAUUGGCCGGACCAGCCGCCGAAACUGGAAUUAUCUAUGCCAACUUCACCGCAAGAUCUGCUCGCCGGGGCCUGUUGAUCGGUCACCAGCCACUUGCCUCUCCAGUCGUUGAAGUGAACGAAGGUUUCACUGAACUGCGGUUUGCCGGGGGCCCUCCAAUGAAGCUCAUGACAGUGGAGAUAUGGGCCGCUGGAUCUCCUGAUUCACUGACGAAACUCCAAGCACAGAAAGCGUGGGACCUCGCACAAAUCAAAAAGGAGAAAAAUCGAAAGGUGCUCCAGGACGAAGACUGGCGAGACACGACAGACAGGCAAAUUCUCAGCAUGGCUGGAAUCAAAGUCAACUACUCUACCAACCUUGAGCUGCAUGAGGCAGAAGUAUUUACUGGAAUUCGCAACGGUAACCAACAGCUGCAAGAUAACAAUCUGUGAAUAUCUCUUUUAAUCAGUCGGAAAAACAGGUGACCGAAGACCCAUCGGUUUUGUUCUUUCUCUAUAACCUAAUAAGCCACAUUCUUUCGAUGUUUAUUUCAUUUCGAAACACUUGGGUAACGUUUCGACAAUAUUACACUGACCUCCCGUAUCAA
Dicrocoelium dendriticum is the source of this 1524-nucleotide messenger RNA. The record is from the annotation of a GenBank genome assembly. NCBI's taxonomy places the organism in Eukaryota, Metazoa, Platyhelminthes, Trematoda, Plagiorchiida, Dicrocoeliidae.